Messenger RNA from Camelina sativa (false flax), 1707 nucleotides. The record is from RefSeq and is a predicted model, not a curated record. NCBI's taxonomy places the organism in Eukaryota, Viridiplantae, Streptophyta, Magnoliopsida, Brassicales, Brassicaceae.
GAGUUUCUCUCUUAUAAGUCAUUUACAUAUAAAUAUAUACCCCUACACCAUUCUUCUUCGUCUUGUUAACUUAAAACGUUUAAGAAUCUCUCUACUCACAUUUUCUCUGGUAAAAAUGGGAACUAGGUUCCAAUCCUUCUUGCUUGUGUUCUUUCUUUCAUGUUUAGUCCUUAUAUCCACUGCUUCGUGUGAGCGAAACGGUGAUGGAACCAUUAGAAUUGGAUUGAAGAAGAGGAAACUAGACCGGGGCAACAGGCUAGCUUCUCAGCUAUUUUUGAAAAACCGAGGAGGGUCUUGGUUUCCCAAAGACCAUUUUCGCCUGAACGAUGCAAAUGCGGAUAUGGUUCCACUGAAAAACUAUUUGGAUGCUCAAUACUAUGGUGACAUUACCAUUGGUACUCCACCUCAGAAGUUCACUGUGAUCUUUGAUACCGGUAGCUCCAACCUCUGGAUACCAUCAACUAAAUGUUACUUAUCGGUUGCUUGUUAUUUUCACUCGAAGUACAAGGCUAGCCAGUCAUCAACCUACAAAAAGAACGGUAAACCAGCAUCAAUCCGCUAUGGAACAGGUGCUAUUGCUGGUUACUUUAGCUAUGAUGAUGUUAAAGUUGGUGAUCUUGUUGUCAAGGAGCAGGAAUUCAUAGAGGCUACUAGUGAGCCUGGUAUUACAUUCUUGUUGGCAAAGUUUGAUGGUAUCCUUGGUUUGGGUUUCAAAGAGAUUUCUGUAGGAAAUUCAACUCCGGUUUGUGGUGAGAUUGUUUUUGGUGGACUUGACCCAAAGCACUUCAAAGGAGAGCAUACUUAUGUUCCUGUGACACAUAAAGGUUACUGGCAGUUCGACAUGGGUGAUCUCCAAAUUGCUGGCAAACCAACCGGAUAUUGUGCUAAAGGUUGUUCUGCUAUUGCUGAUUCUGGAACUUCUCUGCUCACCGGUCCAUCGACUGUCAUCACGAUGAUCAAUCAUGCGAUUGGAGCACAAGGAAUCGUAAGCCGUGAAUGCAAAGCCGUGGUGGAUCAAUACGGAAAGACCAUGUUGAACUCUCUUCUAGCUCAGGAGGAUCCGAAGAAAGUAUGCUCACAAAUUGGAGUCUGCGCUUUUGACGGUACAGACAGUGUGAGUAUGGGGAUUCAGUCCGUUGUAGAUGAUGGAGCUUCAGGUCUUCUAAACCAAGCAAUGUGCAGUGCCUGUCAAAUGGCAGCCGUGUGGAUGGAGAGUGAAUUGACUCAGAAUCAAACACAAGAACGAAUACUCGCUUAUGCUGCUGAGCUCUGUGACCAUAUACCAACUCAGAACCAACAAUCAGCAGUGGACUGUGAGAAGGUUUCCUCUAUGCCUAUAGUCUCAUUCACAAUUGGUGGCAGAACCUUUGAUCUCUCUCCUCAAGAUUAUAUAUUCAAGAUUGGGGAAGGAGUUGAGACUCAGUGCACUAGCGGUUUCACAGCCAUGGAUAUUCCUCCACCUCGUGGACCUCUCUGGAUCUUGGGUGAUAUCUUCAUGGGACCAUAUCACACUGUGUUUGAUUACGGGAAAGCAAGAGUUGGAUUUGCCAAAGCUGCUUAAACAAGAUCUCUUCUUUAAUACCCUUUUUUUAUAUGAUGUUUGUGAAUGUGUUUUAGACAAAAAAUCUGAAAAUGGUUGUAAUAAUUUAAACAUAUUGCUAUAUCCUAGAAUGGUAUCAUCAUAAUACAGAUUCUUAUUUGGUUUCA